Parnassius mnemosyne (clouded apollo) is the source of this 1194-nucleotide messenger RNA. The record is from the annotation of a GenBank genome assembly. NCBI's taxonomy places the organism in Eukaryota, Metazoa, Arthropoda, Insecta, Lepidoptera, Papilionidae.
AUGGCCGCCUUCACACCAUCUGGGCCGGCUGCCGUUCCUCCAACUAUUGGGUGUCUGGAGGGCAUAGUCAGGGCGUUGCCCAACACUGCUCCGGGACUGGACGGGAUUGGUGCCAAAAUUGUUAAGAAUGUGUGGAGAGCUGCACCUAGGGAAUUCCACUGGGUGUAUGCCAAAUGUGUGGAAGAGGGGGUUAUCCCCGAAGUAUGGAAGAAAGGACGGCUGAUAGUUAUUCCGAAAGGUAAUGAUAGGCCAUUAACGGAUCCCAAGGCCUACCGCCCGAUUACGCUCCUCCCCAUCUUUGGGAAGUUGCUGGAGCGAGUUCUGCUGCGGUGUGCUCCGAGCUUGGUGAGGGGCAUAUCGGAAUACCAGCACGGGUUUUCGCCGGGUCGGUCCACGGUAACGGCGCUGCAAGACGUGCUUACUACUGCGCGCGAGUCGCAGCGCAAGUAUGUACAAGCCGUCUUCUUGGACAUAUCAGGAGCAUUUGAUAAUGCAUGGUGGCCAAUGAUACUGCUGAAGGCAAAACAAGGAGGGAUUCCACCUAACAUCUACCGCAUGUUGGUGGACUAUUUCAUCAACAGGCGAGUGGGUAUAUUCGUGGGUGACUGUGCCGAAUGGAAACGCUCGACCAUGGGUUGCCCGCAGGGAUCAGUCCUUGGACCGACCUUGUGGAAUUUACUGCUGGACGAUUUGUUGAGGCUGCCGUUCCCCUUAGGGACGAAAAUGUUGGCGUAUGCAGACGACGUGACACUUUUGAUAGAGGCGAACUCUAGAGCUGAAAUAGAGAGAGCGGCCAAAUCUGCACUGGAGUUGGUAUCAUCGUGGGGAGAGAGGAACCGGUUAUCCUUCUCCUCCGCGAAGUCAUGUACCAUGACUAUUAAAGGCAAGUUCCAGCGACCACCUGUUAUAAGGAUGGGGACGGAGUCAGUUAAAAGCGUAACGUCGACUAAGGUAUUGGGUGUCACGUUAGACACGACUCUAUUCUUUAUUCAGCACGCCAAAGAUAUGGUAGAGAGGCCUGGGCGAUGCUUUGGGAAGAUGUCGCAGGUGUCGGCAUCUUCUUGGGACAUACGCUACCCCGCACUCCGUGUUCUAUAUAAGGGUACAUAUGUUCCAAUAGUGACAUAUGCUGCGGCCGUUUGGGUUGAUCGGGUGGGGAACUAUACAGUGCGAACGACACUGCUGAGAUCGUAG